Magnolia sinica is the source of this 2060-nucleotide messenger RNA. RefSeq lists its product as uncharacterized. Gene Ontology annotation, cellular component: chloroplast. The record is from RefSeq and is a predicted model, not a curated record. Lineage: Eukaryota; Viridiplantae; Streptophyta; Magnoliopsida; Magnoliales; Magnoliaceae. Gene Ontology annotation, molecular function: RNA methyltransferase activity; RNA binding. Gene Ontology annotation, biological process: rRNA methylation. The transcript has a single exon. The coding region runs from base 85 to 1908 and encodes 607 amino acids.
AGUCACCCUUAACUUUCUUCCAUCGUUCUCUCUCUGAGAUUCCAUUACCAUCUCUUUUCAGUUUCCAUUUAAACCAUAUUCUCAAUGCCUAGUAUCAUAUGCUGUAACUUCCCAAAAAGCCAUGCAUUUCCUCUCCUUUCCAGAGUUUCAACACAACCCAAAUGCUUCAAUCCCUCUCUGAGCUUCCAUGCCCAAGCUUUCCCAAAUGGGUUUAAUAAUAAAACCCUGGAAAGCAUCCAACGGCAUAGAUUCAAGCAUUUCUCAACUGGUUUUUGUCAGGGAACGAAAGCCAGGAAUUUCUCAAAUGGUUCUCAUCAGAAGGCCAUGGAAAACGGCCGUGGCUCAAGACCCAGGAAUUUCCCAUGUGGGUUCUCUCAGAAAGGCUUAGAAAACUGCGACGUAACAAAACCAAGAAAUUUCUCAAGUGGGUUUCACCAGACAAUCAUGCAAAACAGCCAUGGACUAAAACCCUUGAAUUUCUCAAAUGGGUUUCAUCCGAAACCCCCAGACAAUGUUGGCAUAAUCAGAGCUAGAAAUUUCUCGAAUGAGUCUCAUCUGAAAGCCACAGAAAGUGAUCGCAGAGUAAGAUCCCGAAAGACCCUUCCCUGGAUAGCAUCGUAUAGAAAUAGGGAAUUCAAGCGGUCAGAAAAAGCACCGACCCCAAAAUCCAAUCAUUCAUCUUGGGAAGAUUCGGCUAACAUCUAUUUUUCGAAAAACGGCACAAAGCCCUCUAAGGAGAGUAGCACGAAGCCUUUGAUCAAUAAUAGGGAGAGUAGACCAAUCGAUGUUAUUCCUAUUAAAACGGAUGAAGGUGAGGAGGAGGAAGAUGUUGAGCCGGUUGAUGAUCCAAGAUGGGACAGGAUUAAAAGCAACUACCAGAGAAUUGUCGACCGAGAUACUAGGUCUGAAAAACCAGAGGUUCGACGGUGGGAUAAACAAGGUAGGUGGGAUAAACAGGAAAACUGGGGCCGGAAAACAUGGAAAGAGGCUACAGAAUCGACAUUGCCGAAGAUGGUUGGUGAAGGGGUUUAUGGAGUUGGUCCUGUUUUGGCGGCAUUAACAGUCGGAAGAAGGGAGUUCUAUGCUCUCUAUGUUCAGGAAGGAUUGGAUUUGAGCAGCAAUAACAGGAAGAAGAAGGACAAGAAAGGGGUAGAAAAGGUGCUGAGAAGGGCAGAAAAGAUAGGUUUGACUGUAAAAGAAGCUUCGAAGCAUGAUCUCAAUAUGAUAGUCGGUAACCGCCCCCACCAGGGUUUGGUGCUGGAUGCUUCUCCACUAGAGAUGGAUAGCCUAAGGGAAUUGGAUCCCGUUUUGAUAGAGGGAGAAAAGGGACCUGUUUGGGUUGCUUUGGACGAAGUCACGGAUCCCCAGAACUUAGGGGCCAUUGUUCGGUCGGCUUAUUUCUUUGGAGCAGCAGGGGUAGUGUUGUGUGCAAAGAAUUCGGCCCCUUUGAGUGGGGUUGUGAGCAAAGCCAGUGCGGGAUCACUUGAAUUGAUUGAAUUGAGGUCAUGCAAAAAUAUGAUGCAGUUCUUGACAAACUCCAUUGAAAAUGGAUGGCGGGUUCUUGGAGGCUCGGUUUCUUCAAGAGCUCUUCCAUUGACUGAAGUUGUAGCUGGUGCACCGACAAUUCUUGUGUUGGGUAGUGAAGGUAGUGGAUUGAGGCCUCUGGUGGAGAAAUCUUGUACUCAGCUUAUUCGAAUCCCGGGAAACAUUCCCCUAGGUGUACCUGCAAGAGAGAUUGAAGGUGAAGAAAUAGAGGAGAUGGAUGAGAGAUGUUCAAGCGAAGAAUUUCGGUCCUUUAUGGCGGUCGAGAGCUUGAAUGUAAGUGUGGCCGCAGGUGUGCUUCUUUACCAUUUGGUUGGGAACAGUAAAUGUAGCUUAGGUGAUAAGAAGAUCGAUGCAAUUGAUUGAGAUCAUCCAUAAUACAAUGAUUGUGUUAUCUCGUUGUUAGUUGUAUUAGUCAUUGAUAUGGAUUUUCUUUCUUAUUUUGUGAUUUCAAAGUUAUUAUGAAACCAUAUACAUGACUCACAUUGAUUUUGAAAUUUGAAGCAUCUAGUUCAACA